This is a messenger RNA of Truncatella angustata, 1294 nucleotides long. RefSeq names its product family 10 glycosyl hydrolase. The record is from RefSeq and is a predicted model, not a curated record. The transcript is spliced from 3 exons. NCBI's taxonomy places the organism in Eukaryota, Fungi, Ascomycota, Sordariomycetes, Amphisphaeriales, Sporocadaceae. Gene Ontology annotation, biological process: carbohydrate metabolic process. The coding region runs from base 175 to 1287 and encodes 370 amino acids. Gene Ontology annotation, molecular function: hydrolase activity, hydrolyzing O-glycosyl compounds.
ACAGAAUAGAAUUGACGAUGAUUUAUACCAAAGAAAUUAGGAAAAGCGAUCAUACCAGCAUAUAAUGGGUUGCCACGGUCCUAAUAUGCCAAUCCUGUUCCUUCCUUACGCCACUAUAUCAUUCGCCGGCUCCUUACUACUCGAUAUUUAAUUUGUUUGUAGUAAAGACAUACGAUGGUCCACCCAACCUCACUCCUGGCUCUGAUUCUGCCCUUGUGCUCUGCGCAGUUGGACAAUUACGCCAAGAAGGCUGGCCUCAAGUACUUCGGUACUGCGACCGACUCACCAGGACAACGAGAGCGAGCCGGGCUGGAGUCAUCGUACCAGACAUAUGAUGCCAUCCUCAGGGACGGGGACGAGUUCGGUCAGACCACGGCUAGCAACGGGCAAAAGUGGCUAUUUACAGAGCCCAAGCAAGGCGUCUUCAAUUUCACCGAAGGAGAUAUUGUAACAUCGAUCGCUCAGAAAGAGGGACUCCUCCAGCGCUGCCACGCCUUAGUCUGGCACAAUCAACUCGCGCCCUGGGUGGGGGCCACCAACUGGACAGCCGAUGCCCUGAGCGCUAUGAUCGUCAACCACAUCACGCACGUCAUGGAACACUACAAGGGCAAGUGCUACGCCUGGGAUGUUGUGAACGAAGCUCUGAACGACAAUGGCACCUACCGCAAGUCUGUCUUCUACGACACGCUCGGCGAGGACUACAUCAAGCUCGCGUUCCGCACGGCGCAGAAGGUCGACCCAGAUGUCAAGCUGUAUUACAACGACUAUAACAUCGAGUCCCCUGGCAGCAAAGCAACUGCCGCUGUGGGGAUUGUCAAGAUGCUCAAGCAAGAGGGAAUCAAUAUUAGCGGGGUUGGGAUGCAGUCGCAUUGGGCUGUAGGAAGCUCGCCGACACUGGAACAGACCAUUGCGGCCAUGAAUUCAUAUGCUGCGGAGGGGGUUGAGGUGGCCAUGACGGAACUGGACGUGCGAAUCAAGUUGCCGGUGAAUGAGACGAGUCUGGAGGCUCAGAAGCAAGCAUACAAAACCGCUGCCGGAGCAUGUGUCCAAGUCGAAGCCUGUGUUGGCAUCACAAUAUGGGACUUCUACGACCCCUUCAGCUGGGUACCAGUCACCUUCCCCGGCCAGGGAUCCCCGUUGUUAUGGUUUGACAAUUUCACCAAACACCCCGCCUACUACGGGAUCAUCGAGGCUUUCGAGAACAAGACGACCGACCAGGGCUGCAAGGGCCCGAAAUACCGACGCUCAGGCGGGAUCUUCAGGAAGAGCGUAAACAUUUACGAUUAACAAUAAC